ACAAAACCACUCGACCUCCGCUCUCCGCUGGAAACCAUUGGUAUAGUUAAUGGUUGGGGACUCUAACAGUUUUAUUUUMAAUCGAUUUUAGUUUGUAAACACCGUAGAUUAGCGGCUSAACUGUGUCUGGGUGUGUUUAGUGAUCUAAGAAGUGAUGUCAUGCGAAGAAAGUCUCUCGCGAUAGGGUAGGUUCUUGUUCGACACCAGUUACUGAACCCAAACAUGACCCGAUAGGCUGUCUAAAUUUCACUAGCACGUGAGUGUUCAAGGAAAACAACAAAUAACUACUGCAGAAAUCGUCKCUUUAACAAUGGGUUUAUUAUCGCUUGGAUCGCCUCUUUCUUGGCAAGAAACAAAGAAACACGCCGAUCAUGUUCGCCAGCACGGUAUUGUGCAAUUUCUUCACAUUUACAACCGGCUGAAGAAUCGCCAAAAUGAUGUUUUGAAAUGGGGAGACGAGGUUGAAUAUACACUGGUGAAGUUUGAUCAUGAAAAUAAAAGAGUCUACUUGAGCCUUAAAGCAAUUGAUUURUUGGAUGUUCUGCAGAUUGAAGAAAACACCAAUCCUGGACAAAAUCCUACAGCAUGGAGACCAGAGUAUGCUGGCUAUAUGAUUGAAGGAACUCCAGGAAAACCACUGGGAGGCUGUAUGCGGCAUUUUAACAUGAUAGAAGCCAAUAUGAAACUAAGGAGGAAGGAAGUGAAUCAACUGUUGGGAGCUGAUGAAACUGUUAUGUCUAUUGUCGGAUUCCCAAGGCUUGGGUGUCCAAACUUUACUUGGCCGAAUYAUGAAACUACACCUGGAAAGGGUGUAACCACUUCACUGUUUUACCCCGAUAUGGCAAUCUUCCAAGGACAUCCCAGAUUUACAUUAUCAAGAAAUAUCAGAGAACGAAGAGGUUCUAAAGUUGCCAUAAACGUACCAAUUUUCAAAGAUGUCAACACACCUUCACCAUUCAUUGAGAAAUUCCCGGAAGUCGAAGGUGAAGGAGGAAGAGCAGCCAAACCAGACCAUAUUUACUUAGAUGCAAUGGGUUUUGGUAUGGGAUGCUCCUGUCUACAGAUGACUUUCCAAGCAUGUAGUAUCGACGAAGGACGCCAUUUGUACGAUCAGUUAGCUGUUGUUACACCAAUUGUCAUGGCACUAUCAGCUGGUACUCCUAUCUUCCGUGGUUACCUUGGAGACGUUGACUGUAGAUGGAGUGUGAUCGCAGGCUCAGUUGACGAUCGCAAUCCAGAAGAAUAUGGACUUGAACCAUUGAAAGAAAAUAGGUUUGUAAUCCCCAAGUCUCGUUACGAUUCUAUCAGUUGUUACUUGUCGGCAAAAGGAAAGAAGUUCAACGACAUUGAUUURGUCCUUGAUCAAGAAAUCCAUAAAAAGCUUGUCGACAGCGGUAUCGAUGACAUCCUAGCCCGUCAUUAUGCGCAUCUGUUCAUCCGAGAUCCCCUAACACUGUUUGAAGAACACAUCCAUGAAGAUGAUACGCAAAAUUCCAACCAYUUUGAGAAUAUACAGUCAACUAAUUGGCAAACGAUGCGAUUCAAGCCACCCCCUCCAAACUCUUCCAUUGGAUGGAGAGUUGAGUUCAGACCAACUGAGGUCCAAUUGACAGACUUUGAGAACGCUGCGUUCGUCACUUUUGUUGUGUUGUUGUCGCGUGUAAUCCUGUCCUUUGACUUGAAUUUACUCAUCCCAUUAUCUAAGGUUGAUGCCAAUAUGCAAGCUGCACAAAAGCGAGAUGCYGCGCGAAAGGAUAAGUUCUACUUCAGGAAAACAUUGAAAAACUGUCAGCCCCAAUGCGCCCAUUCAGAGUGCUGUGAGUCUGAAAGUUCUUGUGAUGAAGUGGUUCUYAUGAGUAUUGAUACAAUCAUUAAUGGCAAGGAUGGUGAAUUCCCAGGUCUGAUUCCUUUGAUGAACAGCUAUCUCAGUAACGUUGAUGUCGACAUUGACACUCGUUGUACUAUCUCCCAAUAUCUUAAACUAAUCCAAAAGCGAGCCUCAGGUGAACUGAUGACUACAGCUCGUUGGAUGCGUGAAUUUGUCCACAAGCAUCCAGACUACAAGCAGGACUCGGUUGUCUCAGACCUGAUUUGCUAUGACCUAAUGAACACGUGUAACAAAAUAGCCAAUGGUGAGAUGGAGUGCCGCGAGCUUUUGGGCGAUUACAUAUCAAAAACUAACGACGUACUUGACAAGAAAUGCAUUAGAAUCCAGGAUGAAAUGGAAAAAAUGGAAGACGCCAAGAGGAAGGAGAUGGGAUUGUAAUUAUGACUGCCAGAGUUACUCGGAUUGAAUCUACUCGAAAUUGAAUAACUCGAAUAUGUGUACUCGAAUGGAUGUACUCGAUGAUGUCAAAGUAAUUCCAACUACAUGUAGUACCCACACAUGCGUAACAUUUUUUAAAAUUUGCCUAAUUUGUGAUAGUCCCAUAAAAAGAUUAUUUAUUGACUAAAGAAAGUUAUGCAUAGUUAUUUAAAACAAGAUAAAAAAACAACGUUUUUAUUGCUCAGUAUAAUCCAAACGAUCAUAUAUAGCCGGCAGGUCUGUGCCAAAAUCAAAAUUUUAUGUCAAAGGAAUAUAUCUAUUUUAUGKAAGGUAAYGGUCKUCAAAYAGUGGUGUAUUGAGUUGCAUGCAAAGAAUGCGUACUGUUAGUUUAUAAAAUCACAAACAUAUGCCUCUACAAUACGUGAAUCGAGAUGUUCUAACACAGUGUUAGUUAAACUUACAAUGACUUGCUAAAAGCUGUACAUCUUCAAGAAUGGUUGAGAACCUUCAUAGUUGUCAGUGCCCAAAAUAAAAAAAUAGCGAACUAAAAAUAUUCAAUUAUUUUUCUAAUACUAAACUUUUUUUAUGUAUGUUGUGUAAUUAUUGUGUUCUGUACUUCUGAUUGUUGGUAAUUUUUCUAUAGGCGACCGACUGCACGUAGUCUUAAUUGCAGUUAAUCAAAAUAUGUAAUUAAUUAAUUAUGUGAAAUUUAAUAAACUUUUUCUCUUUUG
Messenger RNA from Exaiptasia diaphana, 2997 nucleotides. RefSeq names its product glutamate--cysteine ligase catalytic subunit. Gene Ontology annotation, molecular function: glutamate-cysteine ligase activity; nucleic acid binding. Gene Ontology annotation, cellular component: glutamate-cysteine ligase complex. Gene Ontology annotation, biological process: glutathione biosynthetic process. The record is from RefSeq and is a predicted model, not a curated record. Lineage: Eukaryota; Metazoa; Cnidaria; Anthozoa; Actiniaria; Aiptasiidae.